UUGAUCCAGUGCAGGGCGAGCACCCAGAAAGGCAUACAGAGGGCCAGUAUAUAUACGGAGCUGCCUGCAGCGUCACUGGUUCUUCCUGCAGGAGCACAAGCUGGGCCACUGUGUCCGUCAGACAUGGCUCGCCUGGCCUUCCCUGUCUUCCUCGUUGUUUGCUUCUCUUUGCUCCGCGUCAGCUGCAGCCGUCCUCCUCGGAUCAGAAAGGCCGUGUCGCCUGGAGCUGCGGAUGAAGAUGACGUGAAAGCCCAGAUUGAGAAGUUGUGGCAAGAGGUGAACUCACUGAAGGAGAUGCAGGGAUUGCAAACAGUUUGUCUCCGUGGCAUCAAAGUUCACAGGAAGUGUUAUCUUACAAGUGAAGAGCCACGACACUACCAUGAGGCAAAUGAAGACUGUAUAGCUCAAGGGGGAACUCUGGCAACACCCCGGGACGUGAUGGAAAACAAUGAACUGAGAGACUACGCAAAGAGGAGUGCCCUCGGAUCCAAGGACUUCUGGAUCGGUGUGGCAGACAUUGUGAAAGAGGGCCAGUAUGUUGAUGUCAACAGUCUGCCAGUCACUUACUUCAACUGGGACCGCUCCAAGAAGCAGCCCACAGGAACCAAGAGGGAGAGCUGUGUUGCUCUUUCAGUUGCAGCACAAGGAAGGUGGUAUGAUGAGGUGUGCCGCAGCCUGAAGAAGUACAUCUGUGAAUAUGUCAUUCCUUAAAAUUAAUAUAGAUGGCUCGGUAAUUAAAACUUUGCUAAACUGUAAUGUUGAUAAUGUGCCAAUGGUGGAAACAUGAGUUGUUAUUGAACAUGAACUAUAAAGAUUGUUUUAAUUGAA
This is a messenger RNA of Betta splendens (Siamese fighting fish), 828 nucleotides long. RefSeq names its product C-type lectin domain family 3, member A (gene clec3a). The transcript has 3 exons. The record is from RefSeq and is a predicted model, not a curated record. Bases 124 to 711 code for a protein of 195 amino acids. NCBI's taxonomy places the organism in Eukaryota, Metazoa, Chordata, Actinopteri, Anabantiformes, Osphronemidae.